CGAACAAGGUUUAUAUUUCAUAUUUCGCGCAUUUUUUAUUACGACGCAUGCUUGGUGUAUGACAGAUGUAUCCUAACCCAAACAGUUGUCAAUUCUAAUAUGACUAUUGCUAAUACCUCGCUUCACGAAACGGAGUGACGUUUUUUUCUCGAGAUUCUUUCUUUUCGUACAAAAAACGUAUUGAUUAAACUUAAAUUUAUCAGUAUUGAUACAGAGGUAGCUAAACUGAAUGAUUAUUUAAUAAUAAUUAUAAAUGUCAAUAAUAUAACCUUUCACGGAAAACAAAUUUAAAUUUCUGGAGCAAAAGCAUAUGAAGCUCGUUUUUUAUUUGUACAAUUGAACUUUUAUUCAUCUUGUUAUCGUCUAUUAGCAAAAUGGAUAUUCUAAAAGCGGAAAUAAUGAGGAAACGCAAGGAGCUAGAAGAAAGUCACGUCUUGGGAAAUAAAAAAUAUUUCAAGAGGAGUCAACUAAUAUCGAAGCAACAGGAAGUACACGAAACUGACAAGGGAAGCAAUGAAGUUGCUCCUUCAAACAUUAGCCAACAAUCAGAAGAACACUUAACAGAUAGUAGUUCCGAACAUUUGCUGUCCAGGCAAGAAGUAAUCAGGCGAUUACGCGAACGAGCAGAGCCCAUUUUGUUAUUUGGUGAAUCCGAGAUAGAAGCAUUCAAGAGAUUAAGGAAAUGUGAAAUCCUUGAGCCAGAAGUGAACAAGGGCUUCAGAAAUGAUUUUCAAGAGGCCAUGGAGCAAGUAGAUCAGGCAUAUCUCAACGAAAUCUUGACAUCCUCCAAAUCCCAAAAUCUCGAUGGAAAAGGAGAUGUUAACGUGCCUGAUGAAGGUGUCACUUACGAAGACAUAGAGAAAAUGUCGACUAAAUUGAACAAGGGAGACAAGGAUUUUGAUAUGAAUGUUAUUACCUUGUUUGUACAAUAUCUAGUCCAAAUAUGGGGCAAUCAGUUAAAUAGUCGUUCAGCCGUCGAAAAGAUGAGCACGAAGGGCAAGAUGGAUAGCGCCACAUAUGCUCAAACGAGAGAGUAUUUGAAACCACUUCUAAGAAAAUUGAAGAACAAAUCUUUGCCAGAGGAUAUAACUGACAGUUUAACAGAAAUCGUCAAACAUUUGCUGCAGCGUAACUAUAUACUGGCUAGUGAUGCUUAUUUGCAAAUGGCAAUAGGCAACUCUCCAUGGCCUAUUGGUGUAACUAUGGUCGGCAUUCACGCCCGUACCGGUAGAGAGAAAAUCUUCUCCAAGAAUGUUGCUCAUGUCAUGAAUGACGAAACUCAGAGAAAGUACAUUCAAGCACUCAAAAGACUGAUGACUAAAUGUCAAGAAUAUUAUCCUACAGACCCUUCACGUUGCGUAGAAUACUCGAAAAAUUAGAUUUUUACGACAAAAUGUAUAAAAAGUUUAUAGCACUAUAAUUCAUAAAUUUAUUUCUACAUGUAAUUACACAUUUACAUAUUAAUGAUAUUAGAGAUAACAUAGAAUAGAUCUUUUACAAAAUAAAUUUAUUAUAGUUUGUAAUAUUUUUUUUUGAGGUAGUUGAUAGAACAAUACACUGUCUAUAUGGAUUUGAGAAACAUUGUAAGUAAAAAAUCAUUAUACGGAACCCGUAUAAAAUAGGUUUUUUUAAAUUAGGAAAUUCUGUAAAUCUAAUAACUUUUCUAAGAAUGUGAAGAUUCUUUUGAGAAAAAUUAUAAAAUAAAAUUUAAAAUAUAUAGAAAAAAUCAAUUUUUCUCUUUUUUUUCGAAAAACCGACUAUGAUAAUAACAACAAACUUUUUCAUAGUCGUAUUGAUUUUAUUACAUUGUAUAAAGGAAAUUGUAUAUCUUACUUGUGAGAAUUCCCUAAUAUUUAAAUUUUAACAAAAAUUGACUUGUGUUAUUUCUCAAAUAAGUGAUUUAUAAGUAUUUAUUAUACACACUUUUAAUAUCAAAAUUAACUAUACUGAGGUUCCCAAAGAUAAAAUAAAAAAAAUUUAUAUUGCAUUACAUGAAACUAAUAUCUUUAAAUAUUUAAAUAGCUUAUAUAAGUAAUAAUAUCAUACAUAAAUAUCAUACAUUUACUUCAUCUACUCACCUCAAUUAACUAAAAAGAAUUAUUUUAACUUAGACAGUUCAUUCGUUUUAUUCACAGCAGCCUCGACAGCAUUCAUCAGAGAUCCUCUGUAUUCAAUGAUUAAAAUAAAAUUAGAAAUUAAAACAUUAA
This is a messenger RNA of Solenopsis invicta (red fire ant), 2207 nucleotides long. RefSeq names its product pre-mRNA-splicing factor 18 (gene Prp18). Lineage: Eukaryota; Metazoa; Arthropoda; Insecta; Hymenoptera; Formicidae. The coding region runs from base 375 to 1379 and encodes 334 amino acids. The transcript has 4 exons. Gene Ontology annotation, biological process: RNA splicing; generation of catalytic spliceosome for second transesterification step. The record is from RefSeq and is a predicted model, not a curated record. Gene Ontology annotation, cellular component: U2-type post-spliceosomal complex; U4/U6 x U5 tri-snRNP complex; U5 snRNP.